AGGGAAGAAGAAUUUCUACGACCGACGUGGUGCAUCGUCGUAGCCGGCGCUAAGAGUCAAAUAAAAUUUAGCUCGUGCGUUUUAACCAACGGACGCGAGAGUGACACGAGGGAUUUGACGUUCGGUAAAGCGCGCGGCUUUAACGGUCCGCACGACUCAACGAUGUAAACCCGUUGUCUCCGGGUAGACGUCAGUCCUCGCGAGCUGCAACGCCCGCCGUCACGGCGAGCUUUCCCGCUGUGCAUCUGGCCGUGUAACGCCACGCGUAAAUACGCUGUUGCGUCCGAGAAAAAUUACGCUCCGUUGCGUUCUAAUAUACUCGCUCAGUAACAAAGCACACGGACUAUAAUUUGCCUUUAAAGAGCGCGAGAAAAACCUUUAUUAUGUGAAGUGCCUCUCGACACAUUGCUCGCUCCACUGUAAAGUGUAUUUUUCGAAAAAAUUCGAGGGCACUUCCUUUUUCGGCAGAAAAAUCGAGAUAAAUAUCUUUCUCUUAAUCUAAUUUCGAUAAAUGUCACUCGUAUUAAUAUGCGCGCAGCGUCAAGCGACAAACAUAAUGAAUUCCUAGAUAUCGACCGUUCCAUCAUCCGCUGUAUCGGUUAAUUUAAUUGAUGGGAAGAUACAUUUCCAUAAAAUAUUUCAACUAAUUGAUUUCUGAUGAUGGUUUAUUAAUAAUGCGUGCCGAGUGCCGUAUGCAUUUUGAUUGUUUGUGCGAUGCGCUAGCAGAUACGACGUUAAUUUAAUAGAUGCUGCGAUUCGGCAAUUAGAAUCACAGAAGAGGGAGGUAUUACGUCGGCCGUAUACCAUAUCUCGUGUUCUGAUUUCACACGUUUCGGCCGCUUUUCUUCUUCCUUUAAAAGAACGCGAUUGCACAGAUACUUUGCGAUCGAAAAGGAUAACAAUAUUGCGUUACGAUCGUUCACGCACGCAACAAUAGCCCGCGCGAAACAGAUAAUGCGAUAAACGCGGAUUAUCACGCCGAGUUACAGGCAAUAAUCGGCCGGCAUUACAGACGGAGACGUAAUGUGUAACGGACGGGUGAAUUCACGUGUUUACCUGAUUAUUGCAACGCAACAUUACGUAUCCGGUGACCUGACAUCGCGAACAUCGAAACCUCAUUUAACGGGGGUGAAGGGGGAGAGGAAAGGGCGAAACGACGAAGUGAAUUAACGCUCGCGGAGACACGCGAUCGUGCUAUCAAUCACAUUCUCGCGAUGCUUUCUCCUCGAUUCUCUCGAGGAAAUCGUCACGCGGCAGCAACGAGUGAAUCUGCAUAAAUGCCGACAAUAUAAUGCGAUACGUAACUCGUAAAUCGGAGCAUCUUGCAUGUUGCCUCGAGAGUGCCCGAAUGAAGAACUCCGCGUCUCGCGCUCGUCGCGUCGCAACGUAGGAGACGACUUUUAAUACAGUCAUCCCUUUUCGCGCCACGCCGAGCAGUAAAACCCGGAAGGAUAAAGCGAGGAGGAAGAGGAGGGGCCGACUGAAUUACAGCAAUCUUUUAUGCGUCGCGUUUUGUACGUGAAUGCAAAGGUGUGCGCGUUAACGUCGUUACCGUGGUAUCGCCCAGGUCGAAAAACAUCGUCACGGCCAUAUCCCAUGUACGUACGUACGUACGAAGUACAGAUUCGCCGAGGAUUGUAAACAAAAAUACGAUCUUGGCACCUGCAGCUCACUCCCGCGGCGAGGGGAGGACCGGUUAUGUCGUGGGCGCAGGCACGAAUCUCCGCACCGCCGGGGAAGCUAAAACCCGGAGAGGGCGGACUGGAGGGAUGCGCUUCACGCGGAAUUGCAGAGGGAGCGCCUCCGCCAUUAACUUUGAUGCGCUUAUAAAACGCAGUAGGUUCGAGCCGACGCGCGGCAGGACGCAAAACGCAGCGGCAGCGAGCGAGCAGUAGCUAUGACACGUACGUGAGUGUGUGUGUGUAUGUGUGCGUGUGUAUGUACGUAAACGCGCGGUCGGAGGUAUAGAGUUUCCAAAUUUAAUAGCCCUGUGUUGAAAGAGGGAGAGAACGACAGAGGAGGGUAAAAAGAGAGACGAAACAGAGGGAGGAGAACACAGGAAUGAGGAAUGGGUACACACCAGGUACGGUGGAUGGCUCUCGACCAUAAAUACGGGAGCUGGUUUGAUUAUAUGGAGCCCCAUGUCAAACCAGCCACCCCCGGUCUAACCGUUCCCAUCACCUACACCAUCUCUCUUUCGUCCCCUUCCCCAUCGGUCAUUGUGGCCGUGUGUCGCACGGCAUCCGCGAACGUGGCUACGCUUCAUCCUCCUCUCGCUCUCAACCGGCAGCACUUUUCUGUAUCCCUAUCGAGACGUCGCAUCCAAGUAUCGAAUACACGCAUCGCGCCUCUUACGAACACGGAAAGAUUGAAUACUUUAUCUUUUGUUCCUCGUUAUGGAAACCGGAGAGAAUGCGAGGGAGCUUUUGCAUCUUUAAAAUCUCGUUUAGAUUACUUUACGCAUAUUAAGACGAAUUAAUAUCUACAUUCAACUGCGAUAUUGGAGAUGACAUAAUUGCGCUGUCGCUGCAGCAUCAUUUUAGCAUAUCGGAGAAAAAGAAUGAAUCUCGCGAGAAGUGUAAGCGUUCUCGUGUCGAACGAUGCAUUUACACCUAUUUGCGCUGGUAGAUACGCGAGUGUGUCUCUAUGUACCGUGGCGGAGAAGCGGAGCGAAGUGCACGAUUACACGAAUCGCGGCGAUGUAGAGGCCGGAAAAGAGGUCGGUUGGCAAGCAAUUUCGUGCACCAGGCGUUCGCGAAUCUCUACUACUAUCCGGGCUAUUACGAACGACAUGCUCUUCGCCUCUUUGUACGUGCGUUCCUCGCGCGAUGUACCUGACGAUAACGUCGUCCCAAUCUUUUCAGUUACGUGCCCUUAAAUAAUUUCAAGCACGCAAACUUUUUAAAACGCGUGAAAAAUGCAAUGACACAAUUCCUAAAGCAAAAGUUUUGCCUUCAACUUUUUACAUGCGUGUCAAUUUAAACGAAUACAUCACAUCGAUUUAUAUACUCCGUUUUCAGAAAACAGAAUACAUUGUUAAUUAUGAUUUCGAAUGAGUUCUUCCUUCGGGAGAAACCGUAAUUAAAAUGCGAGACAAAAGGUUAGAUGUUCUCGAAAGAGAGGAAGAGUAUCAUUCCGAUUUUACUACCCCGUGCGUAUUAAACUUAAACAGGAGAAUCGUCCCGGUAGAUUCCUCGUUCAGGUGGAACGGUCGGAGAACCCCGGCCAAUUUAUGCCCCCAUAAUUUUCAUGGGGGAGCAACCGUAUCGCUUUGUUCAUAGCGCGCAUUGUCGCGACGCGAUCCUCGGGAAAUCGAGCGAGCUCUUAAAUGCGCGGCACGAGAUCGUUACACGAACAGCGAAACUCGACGGGAAAUUAGAAAACAGCGCCAGAAUUAAUCCGACGUCGAGGGGGUGCGACCGACAUGCGGCUCGCGUUGGAAACGUCCGGCGCAGAAUUCAACAAUCCGACAACAAUCCGGGUCAACCUGACGUGGCGCAACGAUGACGUCGCGUGUUCCCAUAGAAAUAAACCCUAUACCGCUGUUAAUGAUCCGCUAUUAUUGUUCCCAUUUUCGUGGCGUACUCCCACGGCUGUCGUCCAAUCAGCGCCGGGUUUAUUGGCUUUUAAUUGAUUACAAAUGACAGUUUGAUUGGUCCUCUCGCUCGCGCGCACCAUUCCCGUUCUAAUGGCGGCGUUUCGAAAAAUCGAUCGGCGUGUCAUCAAACCGUGUUUACGUUUUUCGCCUGUCUUUGUCUACGACAUUCCGCAUAUAUGUAGUUUGUGAAUCUGCACGCUUAAAAUCAGUCGCGAGAUCUCGAAAGCGCGUUAAUAUCAUCCCUUUAAUCUAGCGCGAUUUUAUCUCGCAUUGAUUUCAAGAAAUGCUUCUUGGAACAGAGCCCUGUUUGAAAAUUCCCUGCAGUGAUAUGCUUUCAGAGAAUGAUAAUUUAAUUAAGAUUAUGUGACACAUCUUUCUAUGUCCAAUAUAUAUAAUAUGUGUGUGUGUGUGUGUGUGUGUGUAUCUCGCAGCUUUACCAUUCGCUAAUUACGAUUCUUUACGCAAUUAUGGAUUGCGCGUGACACAUAAGCCAAAAAUUUACAGUCCUAUUAACGCGACGCGUCAAACCGGAAUUGUUUGCUCGCGAGCGAUAUUCACUUAUAAAAUUAUAAUUACGCCGUCUCUCACAAUGUUAUCAUUACCGCGCGUUAUCGAGACGAUUCAACGGGAUUUUUAUAUUAUUUACGUUAAUACUUUCAAAAUCAUGAGUGUCGAACUAAUUGAAAUAACGGAAAAAUAUUCACGUGUCGCACAAAUUAGCGAGCGAUCCUUACAGAUUGUAUACAAGUAAUUAAUAAGAAGAAAUGAUUAAUACAAAGAUUAAACCGUGCAAGAGAUGCAACUUUCGUAAUAGUUCACAGUCGCGUGUAUUACAGGUGCAUCUCAAUGUGCAUUUGAACGGAAUCAAGCAAUUUGCUUAUUGGCACGCGCUCGCGUAUCGGAUUCGUCUUAAUCUAACAGUGCGAUAAAACCCCCGGCGGAAAUGGAGGACGCACGUGACUUAAGCGAAAGUAGAAUUUCGUUCGCGCGAAGAAGAUGUGUUCGUGAUGAUAGAGACCUAAUCGAAAUUCCACGGCGAGAUACAUCCGUGGAGAAAGUACCGUGACCAAUGCAAGGAGAUAGGCAAAAGCACCGUUGUGUAUCUUCGCCGCGUAUUUCACGAUAAGCCGCGUAUGCGGAACCAGAAAAUUGCAGGAUUAAUUCUGGCACGCGCGCGCCUUUCGGGAAAUCGCGGCGAUUUGCAACGAUGUCUGCCCCUGAAUGUGGCAAUGCCGAGCAUAAGACGCGAUCGCAAUUGUGGCAAGGCGGUAUCAAAUUAUCAUCAGUUAUGGCAGGUGCAUCCGCAACAUUUUACCUUUAUAGAUUAUAUAUAGAUAUAUAUAUAUAAUUAAGCGUUAAUUAGUUAAAAUUUAAGUAAGAAAAUUAGAAUUUACUUUUACAAGACAAUUAACCAAAUAAUUUCUUUAUAAACAUGACACUCUAAUAUACGUUAAAUACGCUAAUACAAUAAUGUUUAUUUAUUAUUUUAAUUUAUUGUGUUACCAUUAAAAAAUUAUUAUACUAUUACUGCUUUCUCAAUUAUAUUUUAGUGCGAAUAUUAUUUAGAAGAUUUAUUUGUGGUUUUUCUCGACCACGAGUUAAGUUUAUCAAAACGUUUGCGAUUCAAGAAAUAAUUAAAAAAAUUAGUUUUCCAGAAAAGAAGGCAAUAAAACGACAAAGCAUCAACCUUUAAGAAAGCUUAUGGAAGUCAGGAUAAAUAAACCCUCUAUUUUGUGACGAGUAACCUUAUAGCGUGUCAUAUAGCUUUUCCUUUGGCGUAACCUUAUUCAUCGUUUCAAGAUCGUACCUGAAAAGGUGUAAGCCUGCGCCGCGAUCCAAUAAGUGUCAUGUUACCAGACGACGGAACGAAUUAUCGCGUCGCGCGGUCGAUUUUGAAAUUAGCGGCGCCUGCGACAAUCAAUUCGUAAGAACCGAUUGAAUUUCACUUAAAGGCUCGGGGAGAAACAGAGAACGCGGAAAAUGCGGCAACGCGAGUCGUGCAUAGUGGGCGCGAUUGCGGAUCGUGUGCGCCAAGAAAUUACACGAUUGCUGCAAAUCAGAGUUGAUUAUAAAUUUAAUCACCGCUAUUUAUCGUACGGCCACAACGCAAGUUAUACCGCUUGUCCUGAAAUUAUAGGGGAACAAGAAGCGCACUACAAUUACAUUUCAACAUUUAUUACCUCUAUGUAAAUAAAUAUAGUGUUACGGUGUUAUAAAUUAACGAGAAAUCUUCAUCGACGAUUGCUUAAGACUUGGUUUCUUGGAGUUUCAUUACUUGCGAAUUUUACCGAUAUCAACACUGAACGCAGUUCGCAGCUAAAGAAUUAAUCUAUGACCAUUGUUAGAUAAGUUGCACAAUGACGUGUGUCACAUACAAUUAUUAAAGUCAACCCCCAUAGUGAUAUUAAGUCGGCCAUGUCAAUAUUUUAUGCUCGCAUUGAUAUCAUUCUCGCUAAAAGAGGAUCAUCACUCGUAACAAACGAGAUACUAGAGGAUCAUUAUAUCUCUGGUUUUGGCAGCAGUUACUACGAAACGGACGCAUCAGCGAGCGUCUAUAAAAUUGUCAUUAUAUACAUAAUACCUUUGAUCGAUUAGCAGAAUUUCAAACAAUAUGACACUGAUAUACUGCUGAUACACCCGCGCGCGAGCUUUAUCGAUUAACCGGAAGCGCGUCAUCGGCUAUCGAUUUCAAAUCGUACAACUCCGGUUCAUCCGACACUUCUCUACUCCUCACCCCCUUCUCUCUUUCUCUUUCCCUCUUUUUUCUAUCUUUCUCGGUUGUGUCCACAUUACGUACCUCGCAUUUCUCUUCUCCGCGUAGUACAGAGCUAGCUGUCUCUCCUGCAGGCGAGAAUGAACAGCCGCCAUUUCGCGGUGAUGUUGGUUGUGCCAGAGUUGAAACGAGAGCGAGAUGGCGAGCGUCAUUCCAAAAGGGAUGGAGAGUUGAUGGAAGAAGAGGGCGGAGAGAGCAAGGGAGAGGGAGAGAAAGAGAAAGAGAAAGAGGGAGAGAGAGAGAGACAUCGACUAGGAGGAACGGGAGAUUUAAACGCCAAAUUCAGGACCGAACCAUCAUCCACUUCCUCUCUCCUGUCCCUCUUGAGCUCCAUCGCUACUCCCUCUCGUCGAGUUUUACGUCACUCGAUAUAUGCACGCGAGUUUAUGCCGGCGAGCCGGUAAUUCCGACACGGGGCAAGAGUUUCACGUGAGCCACCCCUCCCGGACCGAGGGGACGAAUAGGAGAGGAAAACGAAAGGCAGAAGGUAGCACGACGGAGAGAAAGAGAUUACGGAGAAGAGAGAAGGGAGAGAAGGCGCGAGAUAUCCGCCUUAGGAAUUUCUGAAACGUCACUCGCCCGCGCAACUCCGCGGCCGUUUCGAAGGAAAUUUAAGUUUCAUGGGAUCGAGGUGGUACCUGACUGCGAGCGAGCUGGUAUACAUAAACGGUCGUUCGUAUGCGCGCCGAACGAGCAGACGGAUGGCGUGGCCCGGGAACGUGUACAUAGGUAUACGUAUGAGCGAUACGAUAUCUCUAGUAAACGAGAGAGCCAGAGUCUGAUACACGUCCGGACCUAUGAAGAGACGAGGUUCGUCCCACCGCCGCCGUCGCGGUAUAUACGAUAUGGUUAUUAAAAAUGAGUAGUUCGUGGUCGGACGGACCGCGCAAAAAUUGUACGCGCGCUCUAUUUGAGUAACGCUGCUCGUCUCUCGCAAUAGCGAGAUCAAGACAAAACGGGGUGCAGUUGUACCCGGACCGGGACGAGGCAGGAGAGAGAGAAUCGAGCAAAUAGCUGGUCUACGAAAAUAAGGGUGGGCGAGAAUGCGAGUGGAAGUGAGUGCGCUCUCGUUUGCAUUUUGCGUCGCGCAGUUCUCUGGUUGCUCGCGCGAACCGGGAAAAUUACGCUCUCUAUUCUAGGCGACAUCGCGACACUAAAAUUGCGUCUUGGAGUAAGUUAUAAUGGUGACUGUAAUUUCUACGCUGCGAAAUUAUCUCUUUUUCCCGUCGCGCGCCACUUUUCGAGGAGCAACGUGCAACAAAUAGAUCGCCAAAUUCGAAUGUGACAGACAAGCGACGACAGACAGCGUAAGACAGAAUGUAACAGAAAUAUCCAAGUACUAUAAUAUAACUCAGCAAUGAAAAUGGAAAAUCAUUUUUAAUACUUUACCUCGACAAAUUGUUCCGUGUUCGAAGAAGUAAAGCAGCUUCGCGCGGUUUACGAAACAGCAGGAUUGAGACAUCGACAAGUCAGAUGAUUUACAGUAAUGACAGUCGUUCUCACACUGAUGAUAAAAACCACAACGCGAUAUCGGAAAAAUUAAAACGUAACGCAAAUCCUUUCACUCGCGGCUCGUCGUAUCUCAUUGUAGUUGCGCACAUUGAUGGUCGGAAUUAAAAUACACUGAACAAAAAAGCCGUCGUUCGCCACAGCGGUGGCAAAUUAGUUGCCACGUCAUCGGUAGAAAGAAUACGCGCGCGACAACCGUGUAAACAAAGUUAUGCAAAAUUGUUUGUCGGCCGUAACGCUGCGCUGACGGAACUGGACGAUGAACACGGAAGGGGGAGGGGAGGGGAAGAGAGAAUGGCAAUAUGAAUGGACAAUUCUCAAUCGUACUAAUCCGCGGUAUGUUUAUCCGGCGAAUGAUUACACGCGUGUCUCGCGAUACAUCGGUGGAGGGGGCAGAGGGAGAGCGCGAAAAAAACGGAGCGCGAGAGCCACUCUGCUGAUAAAACUUUCAAUUGCAUUUCUCUCGCAAAACGCGAUAAUUUUCAUACGGGCCGAUGUCUCCCGUCACCUUCGCUCGCGGCCAACUUGUAAUUACACGCGCUUACCGUUCGCAACACGACGAAAAAAAAAAAUAAAAUAAAAUAAAGAAAAGAACGAAGGCAUAAAAGGAACGGAGAAAGAGGGAGAGGAGAAAAAAAUGUCGCGCUGCGUUAAAAGGUUGCAAAAGCGAGCUCAUAGCGCAACUUUUAAUUACAUUUAUCUGCCGGAGAUGACACGUCCUCACUCUUUUUAUCCCGCGGUUACUCUCGUCGCCCCGAGAGCACGUCAACACUCAAUUACAGUGAUACACGCGCGUCUCACCUUCCUUUCUGUCUAUCGCGGAUCUUACACACGUAUUGUAAACGCGACGUGAAUUAUUUCAAGUACAGAUAAAUCGCGAUAUAUCGGAGAAAUCCGUGUCAAGUUGCUGUGGAUAGUAAACUCUCGAUGUAAGCAAACUCUUAAUUUCUCGAAUAUUAGCAUCUUCAAGUUCAGGGUUCGCAUUUUAGUUCCUGAAUGUCUAAAUCAAGAGAAGAUUACGUUUCCAGACAAAUAAACGAUUUAGUCGAAAGGCACACAAAAACUGUGAGUAAAAAUUAAUAAAAGUAAAUAAGCGAGCUUAUUUCUCUCUCUCUCUCUCUCUUUUCAAUGUUACGCGCACGGAUCUCCGGAUUCCUCGGGGCACUUAAUCAAGUAGUAUUCUCGAGUGACUAAUUGGCAGUCUCACUCACACGCGCGUACGUGAUGCACGGAUGAACGUGAAAGAGGGAACGGGAAUGACAGCGGAGGGAAGGAAGGCCCCUCGUGCGCGUAGAACACGUCUGUUCGCGGUCUCGUUAUUACGUUUCGCGGUUGUCCGUGCCGGUACGGCCACCGACAAAACAUCGAUGCUCGACAUAAUGCACUCGGCGAGCACGCGCGGGUUGUACGCGCGAGUACGCGCCGCGAAAAUUGGUCCGUCAAUGUCGCCGCCCUUUUGAACGUUGACAAAACACCGGUCGAUCCUUGCGCGACUUGGAAAGCUUUUGUCACCGGGGACUGAAUCGCUUGCCAAUUAAUCCAAUCUCAAUCGUACGGUCACGCGUUAUCGCGAAACGUGCAGAUGUCUAGAAUUUGGCGAUGAAAGCGUCGAAAGUUUAUCCAACGGCACGUACACGUUACGUAAUUGUCCGACAAUAAUUAUUAACUAUAUCAAUAAUCUUCUCGUAUUCUUUUAUUUCGAUAAAUCUCGGUAUUACACAUCUCCAUCUCUUUUACUUCUUCUAAUAUAGAAAAUCAAGUUUGUGUCCCCCCUAAUGACUAUAAUCACACGAUGUAAUUGCGAAAUGCGAAACCCUCGUGUGUCAGACGCUUCUAACGAACAUUUCGCUUUUUAUAAAUUAAACGAAUAGUACUCGUACGAAAAAAACUUCAGAAUUAAUGGUAACGAAACGAUCUCGGGGGAAAUUAAUAAAUAGAGCGGCCGCAGCGGCUGCACCACGUCUGGCGUUGUCGGCCGUUGAAAUUUUGAUCAAGCGACUUAUGGCGUGCUCGCUCGUUAUGGAGCAUCGAAGGCACGGCGCUUAAUCCUAAGAAGCGUCAUAAGCGGAUUCGGCUCGUGCCAGAGUAGAAAGAGAGAAAAUGAAAUUUCCGACUGCAUCGACCACGCUCUCCGAGGGGCGCUGACGUUUGAGGGGAUAAAGCGAAAUACGCCUCGAGAGAAGGUAAAUCUCUUGCGCCAGUAAGAAACGUGCAUUUUAAAUGUCUCUAAACAAAAAUAACUGCGUUAGACGUUUCCCUAUUCAUUUCCGAUUGGGUUAUAAAAUUUCGACCAUGAAAAUGCUCCGCGUAUUCCUGAUCGAUUACGUUUAAGGAAAGAAACGUAAAAAUAAUAUCGUAAAGACAUAUCGUCUGUACAACUUAUCUUCGUGCUAUCCUCUCAUAAAAAAAUAUUCUCAGCUCAAUAACAUAGUACCGGCCUAAUAAUAUAUCUUCGCGCUUAAUGAUAAGUGGAGUAAAUAGAUUAAAUAGAGAUUUAGAAAUAGAGGAAUAGCGCAAGGCGAUACUACUCGACGUAUAAUCAUAACUUCAAUGAUCGAGAUUCGUUACAAUAACAAAUUAAGCAACACAAUACUCGAAAGUUAAAAUUACUAUGUAUUGUUACUUGUCCGAUCAGUGGACCGAUUCAGCGAACGAUUUCUAAGGCGGUCUGACCGUGACGGAAAAAAAUUCAAGUUUUUUUUUCCCCUCGCGGCACGAAGCGCGAUAGCAGAAAUCAGGUGCAAAGCAGUAGCAACGAUGGGUGUUAAUUACGAAUGUAGUCGAGAGUAGCGGCGAUUAGAAUUCCACCCGCGAGAAAAUCGUGUGAAGCGCAGAAAUUGUGUUAUCGUGAAAAAGUCCCCGCACGUAUCAUUAAGACCUUUUCACUCGCUCUAAUUUCCCGCCAUUCUGCCGGGUCUGCCGGUGCAGACGCAAAAGAGACCGGAGAUAGAGAUGAGUCCCUGACCGGAAUAAACACUUUGGGAAUGAACUUUCUACUAUCUUAGCGCGUGCCUUUUUCGCUGGGAUUUUGUGGGUCAGUAUUACUUCGACCGCGCGAUGCAUGUGUGCGUCCCGAGACGCCAUGAAAGUGAGAUUCUUGGUAAAGAUUUCAUUCGGCAAAAUGUGUGACUCGUAAAAUGUUUAUAUUCUUAGAUUUUCAUAGACACAAUAUGUGCAUCAAGGAGAAACAUUAAGGACAGAAACCAUAAAAUUCUAAUAAUCUAGUUCCUCGAUUAGUCAACUUCUAUUUGCACUAAAAGCAUAUAGAAUGCACUAAAAUAAAGAUAGAUUUCUCUAAUAAGAUUGGUUGGUUUAAAUGCAGGUAAUCACAACAUUAAUGAGACUAGAAUGAUCGAGAGAGAUGCUGGCUGUCAUGCGGCUUGCGGUUUUUCAACGGAAAUGAGCGAAAUUCGACGCAGCGGCGAUUAUAACACGAUCCGCUUUCAGACUCAUGUAAAUUUCAGGAAGAUUUCCGAGCGAAUAUUUCGUGUGGCGACGCGAGAAAAUCCGGUCGUCGUCGGAUAAUUCGCUGAUGGCUAAUGGCCGUCCAACCAAAGCGGUGCACGUGCAACGCGAAUUUAAUUCGGUGUACCUGCAUAUUGCCGUAGAGGCUGAUCGGCUAUUCUAAAGAGCAAGGUAGUCUCACGUGAAACAGAAAUAAAUUAAUAAACAGCAGUCUAUUUCCCGUCGUGGAAAUGACGAUUUCGAAUGCGCAUCGAACGUGAUGCCAAAUGAAACGUAUUAAUUAUAAUUCGAUAAUUCAUGUUGCGGUGAGCGACUUUUAAUCCCUACACCAUAUAUGUAGUGAUCCAAAACUAUCAUAUCAAUAUAAAAGCAAUUAUGUUAAUGUAAGCUUAUUCCAUUAAAAGAUCACAUUGAAAGUUAACCAAUACUCCUUAAAUUAAAUAAUUUUAAUAAAUUUUUACUCAGUUUGUGACUAAUUAAAACAAAGAGUAUUAGUCAAAAUAAAAUUGUCAGCGAUUAUAUCACGGAUCUCAAAAUAUGACGGACAAAAAUAAUUUUCUCGACAAGAAAAUACGUAAUAAAUGACCAACUUAAUGUAUAUGCAAUCUGCAGUUUAUACCCCAUCCAAUGCGGCAUUCGCAACGGGACGUGUGCAAUAUUUGUCAUCAAACACGAUAAAAGUAAACAGAUAAAUGAAAAUGAGGAACAAUUGCGCGAUCAAAUACAUACUCGAUAUUAAAUGAUAUUUAGUCGCCAAUAACGAUUGAUGCCGUAGAUUUCGUUAUCGUUUUCGGAACGGCACACGUUUCCGGGAAGUUUGCGCGCACCAGCGGCGCAAAAUAUAUAUUUCUCGUAUAACUCGCACGGUAUCAUUUCCUCUCUCACGACUGCCACUCUUUUAAAUAUUCCCAGGAUAGAACUCGAGGUACACACCAUUUUGGGGAAACCCCCGAUUAUAUAUAACCUGACGUUUCGCAAAAUUUUUCCUGGUCGUGAAGCGCUCCGCGUCGCUGAAAAUACUCGCGACAGUUUCGCGCGAGUAUUCUUUUUAUUAUGAAAAGAUGGAAAGCGAGUCCCGCUGGAAAAAUAAAGAGCGGUCCCACGCUCCUGCGCGAAAAAGGCCUUCCGCCGUGAGAAUACCGAUCGUUAUCUCGCGCAGAAAAUUCAGGAGCCACGCGAAUUAGCAUGAAUUCAAUUAAAGCCCUGCCCCUCCGGAGAGAAAAUUCGAUAAAAAUACGGAUGUCUCCGCUGCCAAAUUAGAUCAAGUCCGAUUCGCUAAACAGAAGUUGAUAGAUAUAUAUUUCGAAAGCAUGAUAUUUGUACGAUCCAUCUCAAAAGAUUCUACAUUAUACAGAAUUCUACAUCGAGAGCUAUAAUAUACCGUUCAGGAUGUGCACGCAAUUUGUCAAACUUCGAAUAGAAAGUGAUGGACUCGGUUGUUGAUUAUGUGAUGGACGUAUAUUGGACACGUGCUAGCCUUGAAACCGAAAUAAUUGGAACUUAGGAGUCUGCUCUCUAAAUUGCAAUCAGUGUAUUAUCACUGAUUUGCAGCGGUAUACUUAUAGCUGUGUUAGUGAGUAUUCACUGUUUUUUAGUGAUUCUUACUUCAGAAUUAGUGUAUAAUCACUGAAAGAUCAGUGUAUUUAUUUCACUGAUUGACAAGUCAUAAGUAUACUAAAAAUCAGUGUAUUUUCUUUGAUUUCAUUGAUUUUUCACUGAUUGUAAUUUAGAGAGUGUAAAAGCACUGUAAGACAUGACUGUAAUACGCAUUAACGAUUAAAAAAAAAAAAAUAUUAAUAUCUUGAUGCAAAUAUAAAACGCCGUACUUUCUAAAACAAUUGUAAUUGCAAAACAAAAACAUGCACUUUAAGCACUAAUUUAAUAAUUUUAUCCUAAAAAUACAAAUUGUUUAUUAAUGAAGAAAAUAUUCUGAAUGACAGCAUUAAAAAAAUAAUAUUAAAAAAAUGUUUUCUGAUUCGUUAUAGCACGUUUAGUAUAUUACAAUGAUAAAUUGGCAAAUCUGUGCAGGGUUCUGACAAAUGUAAAAAAAAAAGGAAACACGGAAAGUCAGGUAUGAUUUGGAUCGCAUCCAAACGUGAUCGGAACCGUCGUCAGUUCUGCCAUGCGCGAAAGUAUCGUAUGCAGGAAGUUUUGAGCGAUCGUUUUGUCAUGCCCGAGUUCAUAUUGGGUGAACGUUAUGAUGAGCGAGAAACGCGGAUGACGCUUCACUUCUGUAGAGUAUUACAAAUACGCGUUUGCAACAAAAUGUACACUGUUCGAGAUAUUACUGCUAAUUUUAAAAAAUUAAAAUUAAAAAAAAAAAAGAUUCCCAUGCACAUAUAAGUUUGGGAGAAACCCUGAACUAGAGCAUUUCAAUUCAAUCCAGCACAAAAUGAAAUAAAUCGGUCAAGGUGUGUUAGAGAGAACUGUAGUGUUGUUACUGAGUUCUGAGAUAACAAUUAGGGUAAGCCAGACCUGUUUUGACGCUUCAGGCUAUUGCCAGUCUAGUCUGCAUCUCAAUUCGAUCUUGAACUUGAACCAACUAUAUCCACACGCAUAAAGUUAACUAUAAUACUUUAAAAAACACACGCACACACACACACGGAAGGAACAAUUUUUUGCUAAACUCUCUAAACGACACUUAGCUAGAUACAAAGCCGAAAAAAAUUUUAGAUUAUCAAAAUAAUUAUGGACUCAAACUGAUUUCCAGAACGUCAAAAUUUUUUGUUGCUUAUACUUGAGCGUCCUAAAUAAUUAUUUUAAGUCUAAUAAAAAUAAUUUUCUGAUCUGUAUUUAGCUAGAUUUUUAGAUUAGACUUUAAUAAAAUUAUUUUCUCCGUGUAUAUACGUAAAAUAUGCAGUGUAGAAAGAGAUCUAAAUAUACAGCGACAAUCCAAACGAGUAAGAGAGAUGAAAAGAAAGUAAUUUUUUUAGUGGUAAUAAGAACGGCGCAAUAAAGCACGCUGCAAUGCGCGCGAUGAAUUGAUUAUGAAUGUAUUUUAUGUCUAACGAGAGCACUUGAUUAACGAAAGGAGGAAAGAAUGAAGUUCACGCUCGGGCUGGCGCUCAAUUCGUUAUUGUCUUUCUUAAACGAGAGAAUACUCGUGGGCCAAAUUAACGGCGCGCGUUAUGUUAAGCGAAAGGGUGAAGAGGGGGGAGAAGGGUCCUCGCUGCAGAACGUCGUGUCUUUUGUGAAACGUCGGAGAAAGUCGGUAAAAUGUUUUCCUCGCGCGGAUCGCAAAGACGGUGGAAACGUCGGAGCGGCGGAGCACAACGGAGGUUAAAAUUUGAUGCAACCUUACCUAGAGGGUUAUACGUGGGAAGCUGUGUCGCUCGAAACAAAAGCGACGUGACGUAAGCAAUUGCGAGCGCGUGCCGCUCCGACCUCGCCUUUUCCGCGGAGGUACCGUGAUAAUGAAAGCGAAUUGUAGUAAGCAUGCAACAGCUGUACAAAGAUAGAAACAAGAGAAAAAAUAAUAACGAGAAUCAAUUAGAACUACGUGUCGUUACGAAACCUCGGUCAUUUUUUCUAAAUAAAUAAUUUAUACAAAUCUUUGAUUUUUCAUUCCGCAAAUAAAAAUAAUAAAGUUAUCGGAGAGGACAAGAAGAACCGAGAUUUUAUUUCUGUACUGCCUGCAAAAUGUGUUUCGAGAUUUACGUCUUGAAUUCGAUGCUUUCCCUAAGAAUGCUUGAUAAUAAAGUUUUGUGCGAUACACGAACUAGUAUUUAGAUGUAAAUGUCUACUCAUUUGUAUACGUACGACUUGUUUUCGACUACACUUUUUCUCAAGUUUAUCAGACGACAUGUUUUGGUACAGUAUGCAAUAGUUUGCAUAUCUUUCUACAAGAUAGAAGAUCUCGUUGUAUUCUACUUGAAAUUUGUCUGAACGUUAGAGUAAUAUUAGAAAUACCAGGAUAAUAUCAUAAUUCAUAAUAUCGUACUCGUUGAAAAAAUGGUAACAAAACACAAAUAUGCAUAUCCCGUUUCCAGAAGCGUUGCUCUGAAAAAGUAAUAAAGAGCUCUUCUCAGCAUUUCUUUCUCAGCGUAAAGCUUCGAAUUUCAUCGCGUGAAACGUACGCGCGAUAACGAGUUAAGUAGUGGCGUGUAAACCGAGACUUCGUAACGCAAAAGAACCCCCGCGGUAUUAUUCAUCUCGUCCAUGUCCUCUUGUGAGGCGACCGGGUCGCCAGCGAGAACUGGUAAACUGGCAAGUUCCAAGUCGGGAGCUCGUUGCUUUCGCCGUCCUUCUCCGGUCGCCCGCGCUUGCUAUGUCGAAACGUAAGAGACAAAGAGCUCGAAGUCGCGGAACAAUGAGACCUGAUAUCGCCCGGUUCAACUACGUACACACCUCUCUUCUCCCUCGCGUUUUCACGCUGACGACGACAACGACGACAACGACGACAACGACGACAACGACGACAACGACGACGACGACGCUGCCGACUUUACCCAUGUUAUUGUGCGCGCGUCGGGACGGCUUACCUAAUGGCGUACAAUUAUCGUUCCUGAAAAACUUGCCCCGCCAGACGGUCUACUUUUUUUGCCAUCCCUCCUCUCGCUCCUUCCCCUCAGUUUAUGGAAUCAACAUUUUAGCGCUCGCGCGACCGCUCGAGAUGUAAUUAAUCCUCGGCGCGUUAGUUCCCGAAGAUGAGACGUUUAUGCGUAAAUUCGCGCACUUCUUAUAACCGCCGCGUGACGGACGGAAUCUCGCGUUUGUUUGCGCAACGUAAAAACGUGACGCAAUGCAGAUCGGCGGACCGUCCUGCAUUUCCGGUGUUUUAGAGGUACGUAUAUUUCUUACGUUUACCAUGCACGCGCGAUACGGCAAUACUUUCACGACAACCAGCGGUGGCGAAAAUCAUCGAAAUUCCAACAAAUUACAUAAAGUAGCUUUAAUAGUUGCAAGUAUGCUCAUUAUUUUCAAGCAAAAUUUUGGCGAGGCAUGUAACUAAAUUUUGCAGAAGAGAAAACUAAAUUUUCGAUCGGUCAUGGACAAACGACGACCGCGCCGGCGAUUUUUACGCUUUCGUUACGGAUGGAAAUUUUUGUUUAAUUUUGCCAGGAGCGCCGCACCUGAAAAAAUAGCGCCCGAUAACGACUGCAUCAGAACAGCCGCGGCAGUAAUUGUCAACCGUGGCCGCGGAAUUGUUGUCCGUCUCCCGCGACGAAACGUUUUGCCCCUGUUUUUCCCCCGACUAAUUUUCGCGCCGCCACCCACCCCCGAUUACGUCACACCGGUAGGAAGUCGCUGCCGAGCGCUACCGUAUUGCGAUGCAUUCGCCGCGGAACCGGCCAUUUACGACGGGACAUCUUCCGCGUCAGUUUUAAUGAUCUGGCGCGAAAGAAUGGGGCACUUUUCUACGCAGAAAAGCUAAUUGUUGUAUUCAGUACGGGCACUCUCUCCCUCUCUCUUUAAAUCACUUUUACACGCUCGUUCCCAACGCUCGUGUUUUUUUUUCUUCUUAACGUAGUGUUGCUAAGAUUUAAAUGCUCGGCGAGUCGAAAGCGUAAGAACAAUCUUUGCCGCUUAUCUUUAAGCCUUGAGGAUACGAAGAUCAUCGUUCAGUUCACCGCUCACUUAGCGAAUUCCACCGCGUGAAUUGGGAAGAGCCCCGGCGAUGCUCCGCUUCCCCCCAUAAUCGCGUAAAUAAUUGUAAUCGGUUUAAUGGAAAGCCGGGGACGGCCGGUUCUUGUGAACCGCCUAAAAAAAAAUUCCCUCGGAAAGUAACUAGCUUAAUCAGACACAGACAAUUACGCGUAAUUAUACCGGGCGCCGCCGCGCAAUUUCUCCUUUUGAUCUACUAGCGACGACGCUACCUCACGAGGUAACGCGCUUAAUGCUCGCGGGAGUUAACGCUGGGCGAUAAAACCGAAGUUGAACAGCGUAGGAAUGGGGCUCAUUGUCAGACUAGAAUAAGAGACAGCCUCGCGGCGCGGCGCGGCGCGGCGCGCUCGUGCGUCGGACGUUAUCUUAAUAUUUCGCGCGAAAGACAAUGAAACUUAAACGGUCGUAGAUUCGCAGGCUGCGUUACGCGUCUUUUACGAGAGAUAGCAAACGAGAACUUGGUUCCUUUAUAAGCACGCCACUUUUAUACGUAUAUACACGUACGCGCUGCCUUUCCCCUAAUAAAAUGCGCGCGGACAGAAAUUUAAUCCCGCGCGUUUAACAUAAUUAGUAUUUGCUCGAUCAAAGCUUGCCCAACUAAUCAACGUCAAUCUCAGUUGAUCGAGAUUUAGAAAGACAAGUCGCUAAUAAAGCUUACAAGUUUUAUAAAUUAAAUUAAAUGAAUAAGAUACGAAAGUAAAAUCCACUUUAUCUUCGCGUGACGACGAAGAUAAGCAAAAUCAGCAACUAGCAAUUAUUUAAUAAUAACCUUUCAGGUAUUGAAUUGCGAUAUUAUAGCUGUUCUCUCCUGUUUAAAACAAGGAUACGCGAGGCAGAAGACCACGAAAACGGCGCUCACGUCACUUUCCCCGAAAUCGCGUCGAUUAAUCACGAUCGUUUACGAGACUUCGAAGCGUGUCGGCCGCAGUCCUCCGACACUCGCUCGUCCGAGAAUCGGUUGGCCGUGAGCGUGCAAACGCAGGGCCGCUAUCCUUGCUUCCCACCACGGCGAAAGGCGACCGCGGCGGCGGCGGCUACGGCGGCGGGAGUCGCAAAAGCAAGAGUCAACGUACGUACGCUCGGUUCCGCUCCGCGACGCGGCGAGGAUACUACCGACAGUGUGCCAUCGAAAGGAGUCAGUUUCCGCGUGGUCUCCGGCGCGUCGGUCACGCCAGGUGUUGUCGUUUCACCUACCUGUUCGCUCCGCGUGUCUCUCCCUCUACUCUGUUUACGGCGUGCACGCACGUAACGCACAGGGAGAUGCGCUCGACGCUCCGAAAUGUUCAUCGCGCCCAAGUCGCGCUACUCUCGCUCGUUCUCCUGACGCGAGGUUUCGAAGCAUCGAAACCAGCGAGAUCGAACGUGACCAGUGCUAUUUCGGAGGACUACGGAGAUGAGAUACUUGCGAACAUGAAUCUAACGACAUUCAAGGAAAGAUACCGAAGGCUGAUACCCUACAUGACUUUUUACGUCGCCAACAACUACCUGAACGCCCAGACGCCUGCGUUGGCGCAAAAUUACGCAGACGACCUGUCGGGUACGCUGCUCCGGAAGCCUCAGUCGCAACAGCACCCUCUAACUCGGCUCGUUGGUGUGCCGAGGCGGGGUAGUGCUAAUAAGUACCGCGUCAACUCACCCGACCAAGACAAGAAGUUCGUUCCGUCCGUGCAAUUUGAUCCAAGAAAUAUCGGAGGCGACAACGACUACUUCGCGCCAGUCAAGUACGACACCAAGAUCAACUACGCCGAGUAUUCCACUCCGUCCUAUCAACUCUAUCAAGUGCAAAAAACUUAUCCGGAAAUUACCACGCCUGCCAGUCGUAUCUUGAAUAAGGAAAAUCGAUAUUUCGUCACUGCGAGACCCUUGAAACCGUCUGCUCCUGUGAUCAAGAAACCGCUGCUCGGCAACCCGCUGGACGAUUACGAUCAAGAUUACACGGUGAGGCCGAACGUCGCCGUUAAUUAUCACAACAAGGAAUUCGAGGGGCUGAGGUACAUUCCGUCGCACGUGAACGUGCAGCAGCAGUCGGUGAAAUCACCAGCUGUCUCGCUUUACCGAAAGCCGAACGUGAAUCUGAAUAAUCUGAUCGAGAGUUUCCAGUUGUCCGAACAACUGCCGGAAAUGCUGAACAAAGACAACCUCGACAGCAGCAUCAAAACGCUCAUAGAGAUACUCAAUAUCCUGCAUAGUACGCGGCAGGAGAAUUUUCCGCAGCCGCAAGAACCACCCUUACCACCGCCGUCACCUUCUAGAUUAGUCAACUACGAUGUUUACAAACCAAAAAUAUAUACGCGGCCAAAAGUGAUCACCGAGACGAGAUUCCAAGUGACACCGAGCCCUCUGAUAAUCACCGAUGAUCCCGAACGAUACAAGGCGGAGGACGACGACGUCCCAAUCAAAUCAUCAUUGCAACCGGACUACAACCUGAAUCACGUAAAGGACGAGAAGGUGGAAUACUACGUACCUUACGUUCAGGACAUCUCCAACGAACCCAAGCAAGGACUUAGACCAACGUCCACACCCACUGCUUCUACCACCGGCCAUUCGUACGAGAUCACGGAAGAUCUGAGCGACGAUAUCCUGCAGGAUGAACGGUACACCCUGCCGAUUUCUACCGAGGCGUCCACGAGUCAACAAUAUGUAGCGCCGAACGAAGUUACGCACCCGGGACCGAAAAUGCCACUGCCGGCUUUAAAGUACGGCGCAACGCGUGGAAAACCUAACGUCGACUACCCGGCGUACGCGACUAUACCGGAGACCAAAUUCAAUUGCAAGGAUCAAAGGUACAAGGGAUUUUUCGGCGACCCAGAGACCGGAUGCCAAGUAUGGCAUUACUGCGAUCUCAAUGGCGGCAAGUCAUCGUUCUUAUGCCCAAACGGCACGAUAUUCAGCCAGAUAGCGUUGACCUGCGACUGGUGGUUCAACGUAAAGUGCGAAACAACUACUCAACUCUAUGUGUUAAAUGAACGAUUAUAUAAAUACAUCCUACCAAUCAUGCCCAAAUUCCCUGAAGAUUUCACCGGCCCGGAAGUAGAUCGAUACUUGGAGCUCAAAUUUAAGGAGAUGGAGGCAAAAAUGAAAGAAAAGAAGCUGAAGAAGCAGCAGGAGGAGAAGAGCAAGCACAAGGACAAGUCACAAACGGCAAACGACGAAGAAGUAGACGAAGCGUAAUUAGAACGUUACGUAUUAAAUAACUUAGUCUUAAUACUUGACUCGUUGCCAUUAUAACGAAAAGUAAAUGUCUCGUGGGCUGUGUAAGGUUAUUACACACUUCUGUUGUAACGAGCCUUGCAAUCCCGAAAAAGUGCAAUAUGUAUAUGAUAGAGUUAUAUGUGAUUGAAGCAUAAAGUAAAUUACAUUGCGCAUAAAAUAAGUUAGAUUAUCUCACGGUUUUUGUACGGGUAUGAAAUGGCUGAUGAUAUUAAGUAGAUAUUAUAAUAUUUCUUAUAUUACCUCUAGUCAUAUAUAUGCGUACUAUUGUGUACUAUUUAUCACGAAAAAUGUGCCCGCCUAUCUUAGGAUUUCUUUCGGUCUACAGUUCUGCACUAGACAAAUGUCUAGUUGAGCCAUAAAUUUUCAUCGUGAUAAGUCAUAGUUUUUGAAGCAGAUAAUAAAUAAUUAUGUUUUCCGAACAGCGUAAACAAUACUAUUAAUGAAUCGAGAUAACGCUCCUUGUAAAAUAUUAAUAUACAGUUAUAAUAAAUCAAAAAUUAAUAUGAUUUACUAAAAGUUAUUUACGAUUCAAUAUUAUUAAUAUUCAGUAUAAAUUCAAUAUAAGAUUUCAAUAUAAAUUUCCAUAUAACUAUGCAAUACUAAAUAGCACAUGCUAAAUUGAACAUUUCUAGUAAAUGAUAUAAAUAGUAACAGUUAUAGAAGGUUAUUAGGUUUUGUGAGCGUUGAUAAUAUAAUUAAUUAUUAAUUUUAUUACAAAUAUCACAUAGAAAAACUCAACUAGAUAUCGCCAUUUACUUAUAAUUAUUCUAUCCCAUUCUAUAUAUAUAAGAUGGUAUCCCAAUUUGUAUAUGCUUGUUUAUAUUUAAUGUAUGUAUUUCUAUCAUGAGAAUGUAUUUCUAUCACGCGAGAAUAUGACUAGAAUAUUUUAUUUAUAAUUUAUCAAAAAUUAUUUUUAAAAAUUACAUUAAAAUAGUAAGCGAUAUAUGCAAGUUGAAUAUCGUCAAAAUACCAUAUGUUAAUCUUUUUCUAUGUAUAGCUAAUAUUUUGUUACAAAUUUUAUUAAUAAAUAAAUUUAUUUAUUUAUCAUUUUUUGGCAUAUCUCGUAAUAAUUAAACGAGA
This is a messenger RNA of Monomorium pharaonis (pharaoh ant), 21242 nucleotides long. RefSeq lists its product as uncharacterized. The coding region runs from base 18210 to 20120 and encodes 636 amino acids. Lineage: Eukaryota; Metazoa; Arthropoda; Insecta; Hymenoptera; Formicidae. Gene Ontology annotation, molecular function: chitin binding. The transcript has 3 exons. Gene Ontology annotation, cellular component: extracellular region. The record is from RefSeq and is a predicted model, not a curated record.